CUUCAUCCGGAUAAGACAGACAGUUGUGUACCGUAUGACCGCACUUAACCGCUUUAAUAAAUUACAUCAAAUUGCAUCCUGCGGAUUCGCCGCAGGCCUGUGGCCAGCUGCUCCUCGGAGAUCUCCCACAGAUCUCCCACAGGGAGGGCAGACAUUUGUCCCGCCGCUCUUGGAUGCUGAAACGCGCAGCAAAUCAUCAGCCCAUGGAUGCUCGACGUGCGCCAUGAGACGCAACGCUGCGCCGCGCGCCGGAGAUGAAGCGAUGCGCUCCUGCAAUCAAAUGAAUUAAGAAGAGCUCUCCAGGUCCUCAAUCUUCCUGUAGGGGAAGGUUGGUCCAGCAUAUUUCUCCUCAGCUCUUUUGCUUCCUCUUCUCUUGGACUGGGGAUAAGAAAAAGCCUUCAAAACGGAGGGGGUGGUGGAGCAUCGAGGAAAGAACAGGGGCAAUAUGAGAGAGAGGGACUUCAUGCCCAAUAUGGAGAGGGGCAAACCUGCCACUUACACGGGGGACAAAAAGGCUAAAAUGGCUGCUAAAACGAACAAGAAAUGGGUGAGACUAGCCACUGUCUUUGCAUAUGUGUUGUCGGUGUCCCUAGCAGCCAUUAUUCUGGCUAUUUACUACAGCCUGAUCUGGAAACCGACCAGUGGAUCAUCCUCGGCUGGGAAGCCCGGGGUGCCUGAAGCCGGUGUCACCCCCACGGCCAACAUCUCCACCGAUACCACAGUUUCUGCAAAUAACAGUGUGACAGAAUGGAUUUCCAAACAGACAGGGCUGGUAUCUAACCAGACCAGACAGGGCACAACGACAGCGCACAGUCGGGCGUUUCAGUGGGACGACAGAGCCGAGAGAGCGUCCGUCUCUGCGCGCAAAGGGGAAGAAGAAAGGGAUGAUGAGGGACUAUACGCAUCUUCCCACGGUCACACGAGUGCGGAAACCAGAGAGACACAAGGGUCUCAGCAGCAUAUACCCCCCGGCACUGGGGGGACCAGCCCUGGGGAGGAGGAGGAGGAGAGCAGGGCCGGUGCGGGGACUGACGAGCAGGCGCCUGCGGAGCGGGCCGGUCUGCGCCCGACCUGAAGGAUGAGCCGCUGCUCGGGCCUCAUCCCUGUCACUGUCUCUCAUUUAACAAAGAAAUAGAAGAAGGAGGGGAAAAAAAAAACAUACCCACAAUGGAGUGUUUUACAUUUUCAGUACCGCAGGUCGGACAACACUUCUGCUUUAAACUGAAUCUGCAGAGCCCCCUAUGGAUGCUGAACUGCACAUACAAACUCAUAUCUCGCUUAUAUUGACUUAGAAAAGAGGUGAACUCUUUUCGUCUUAGAACAAUGUUUCCCCCUUAACUAUGCGCUCUUUUUUUAGGCCAUCUGUAUGCCUUAGAUCUAUGUGUGUCUUAACUGUGUGUGUUUACCUGGGACAGCUUUUGAAGCCACUUACUUCUGUGGACAAAACUGGUAUAGAUAUUUUGUUAAUUUAACAGGAUGGAGGGGCCAAAAGAUGCUUUUGGGUUUGCAGGACAUAAAUGUGUCCUGCAGACUUUAGAGUGUGUAGAAUCACUGCCAUUUAUCAGCCCGUUUAAGUCAAGUACUGAAUAUUUACAUUUUAACAUACAGGUUGUAUUUAAUUUCAAGGAUCAAACCUUGGAUUUCCAUUAGAAGACCUUGCAUUAUUAAGUUAUGCUCAGGUAUGGAUGUGCAAUCACAUAAAUGUAAUGUGUAUCUGUUUAUGUACAUAUAGGACAGACAUCUUUUGGCCUUGAAUAACUUUUAGUUAAUUAGAUGAUUUUUAUUAAAGGUACAGUAUGUAUAAUCGUUAAAAGUAUAACACAAGGUACAAAUAAGCAACCCUAGACAAUGAUUCAUUGAUUUUAUAAUAGAGCUAUGUAAAUCGAGACUUAAUCACAGACAUGUUCCUGUAUGUUAAUGAUAUUUUUGUUUACAUCCAAAUAAAUUAUAGGUUUUUCCCUAA
Messenger RNA from Cololabis saira (Pacific saury), 1963 nucleotides. RefSeq lists its product as uncharacterized. NCBI's taxonomy places the organism in Eukaryota, Metazoa, Chordata, Actinopteri, Beloniformes, Belonidae. Bases 446 to 1075 code for a protein of 209 amino acids. The record is from RefSeq and is a predicted model, not a curated record. The transcript has a single exon.